GUUUCAAAACGAGGACCAAGGGAUAAGGGUUGGAAAGACAGAUGGCUUUGUGUAGAUGGUCGUCGAGUUAUGUAUUUGGAGAAAGCAACGGACGCGUUCCCGAAAGGCGAAUUUGUAUUAGGCACGAAAGGCUAUGACGUCACCUCGGGUUUUAACGAAUACGAGGCCCCGCUCGGCUACGGCUUUUCGAUUCACACACCAGAUCAAGUUUACGAAUUCAGUGUUGGCACGGAGUUUGGUUUGGAAUUCAUGGGUCGUCGCAGAUCUAUUUUUCAAUGGCUUUUCAAGGAGAAAAAUAUCGAUUUUCAAAGACCAAAUUCAAAUUUAUUUGAUGGCAUUUCUGUCGUACUCAGCAUGCGUUCUAUGCAUUUUCAGGUAAUAAAUUUAACUGACAUAUACGCAUAGAUAAGACACAGACAAAAUACGCAAAGGUAAGACACUUAAUUGUGACUUCAUUACUAUCGUGAUAAACUCGCAAAUUAAGGCAAAGAAUACGCUUAGUAAUUGCCCAAAUUAUUACUAUUUUUACUUGAAAAGAUGAAAGAUACGAUUACAAAGUCAAAACUAAAGUAGUUUUCAAGGAGAUUUGGCAUUUUGUCUUGCUUCAAGGGCUUUUCAAAUACACUAGAGACACAUUAAGAUUCAAGAGCUUUUCAACGAGUUAAAGGAGUAGCGGGAGCCCUGUUUAAGUCAAUAAGCUCAGUAUCUAUCAAUAUCAUCGAUAUAGUUAGUGUUCAUCGCUAUUGUUUGAUUCAACCUAUCUUAAAAGCCAUUCGUGUUACGUUGAUACUGCCGUUGUUCAGAAAAUGAAAUUGGCCAACAAUGUUUGAAGGAUGAAGUAAAAUAAAUUAUAAUUAAAAACGCUAA
Molecule: messenger RNA, 867 nt
Organism: Xenia sp. Carnegie-2017
Lineage: Eukaryota; Metazoa; Cnidaria; Anthozoa; Malacalcyonacea; Xeniidae
Exons: 3
Coding region: 70-405 (111 amino acids)
Source: RefSeq, a predicted model, not a curated record